Messenger RNA from Plasmodium coatneyi, 1062 nucleotides. RefSeq lists its product as uncharacterized. Lineage: Eukaryota; Apicomplexa; Aconoidasida; Haemosporida; Plasmodiidae. Gene Ontology annotation, molecular function: sphingosine N-acyltransferase activity. Gene Ontology annotation, biological process: ceramide biosynthetic process. Gene Ontology annotation, cellular component: endoplasmic reticulum; membrane. Bases 1 to 1062 code for a protein of 353 amino acids. The record is from RefSeq and is a predicted model, not a curated record. The transcript is spliced from 4 exons.
AUGAAACUGGACACAGUUUUUAAAUUCCUGCUGGUCGUAGUCAUCCUCUUCACAGUGCAGCAAAUAUGUCCCCUACAUGAGAUGCGCAGGAAGCUGCAAAAUGGGACCCUGGUGCCCUGGGUGAAGGGUGCACUGAGCAAACUGUGUUCCCACUUUUGCUUUAAGAGCAUCCAAAGGGACAUGGAGAUAUUUUACCACGACAAGUACAUAGUCCCGAGGCCGUGUUACUUUUUAUUUUUCAUUGUUAGCGCUUGCCUGACUUUGGUUGCCAAGUGGUUGAUGCACAGGGUUUCACACCCGCUGGGUGAGCGCUGGAUCCCCCGCAAGAAAUGGAGCGAACGCAUACGGAAGAUCAAGGUAGCCAGGUUCAACCUGAUGUUUUUCAACCUGUUUUACUUCACCCUAAUUAGUGCACUUGGUUUUGUUGCGCUGAGGGGCCAGACGUUCUUCCCCCACGAAAUGGGCGGCCAGGGCAAGCUCAGCGAUUACUUUGCAGGCUACCCCAACCAGAAAACGUCCAGUCUUAUACACCUGUAUUACUUCCUAAAUGGAGGGUAUCUCCUCACAUCUGUGUAUUCUCUACUCAUGGCUGAGAAGCUGCCGGAUUUUUGUGAGAACUUCCUGCAACACCUGUGUGCAGUUAUCCUGGUUUACUUUUCCUACGGCCAGAACUUCCUUCGAGUUGGGUCCAUCAUCAUGCUCUGCCAUGACAUAUGCGAGGUUUUCUCGUCCGCGUGCCGCGUCUUUGUCGACACGAGACACAAAGUCGUGACGGUCAGCUCCUUCUGCAUCCUCUUCACAAGCUGGGGAUUCCUCCGCCUGUAUAUUUUCGCCAAGAGGUGUAUACUACCAGUGCAUAGAAACCUCCACAUGCUUGACCCCCUCAUUGGGUACGAAGCUUGCGUGUGGCUAACAUUUCUGUUGCUGGUUAUUUUGCUAAUGAAUGCAUACUGGUUUGUCCUCAUGGGAAAAAUGUUUAUUCACUUCGUUGCGAGUGGGAAGACGGAAGACAUUUUGACGCGGGUGGACGAGCUGGAGGAGGGGGAGAAGAAGGUCCAGUGA